AUGCUGUGGAAGUCGCUGGCUCUCCUGACUGUGACAGCCCAGAACGUUGAGGAGGACGCCGAGGGCGAGGAGAUCAGAACGCAGCAGUCUUCAACACUGGCAAGACGACAGCUGCUAGUGGCGCUCCAAGCAUCCGCUGCCCAUCGUGAGGAGAACCGGCGUACCAGUGCCAACCGAAUAUCGUUUCUGGCUGCCAAUAGCCAGGAACUUUCGAGUCCAGGAUUCCAGGGGAGGACUGUCUUCAAAGCUCACAUUCGAGAUCUCGCUGCUCAGCCGCAUCCGAAUUUGAUGAUCCAAGCGCUUUCGCUAGCAGUCAAGACGUUCAACGACGAAGUUCACAGUUGCCUCACUCGAAUGCAUGCGUGUGAUCGUGUCGCAGGAUUUGAGCGUCGUGCUGAGGUCCGACGUGUCGUCCUGGGUGAUCUUGUGUCUCGUGAUUGA
Molecule: messenger RNA, 441 nt
Organism: Fonsecaea erecta
Lineage: Eukaryota; Fungi; Ascomycota; Eurotiomycetes; Chaetothyriales; Herpotrichiellaceae
Exons: 3
Coding region: 1-441 (146 amino acids)
Source: RefSeq, a predicted model, not a curated record